ACAACUCUCGCAGAGGAUCAAUGCCAGAGAGGUCUACAAAAUCUCUCAUGAGCAGGUGGGACAGUAUCAAAACUCAAUGUUCUACAUUUGCUGGAUACAUGAUGGCUGUGCUUCGACAAAACCCAAGUGGCAUGACUGAUGCAGAUAAGACAUCUCUUGCGGCUACUCGGUUUGCUGCUGUUGAAAAGAAGCCCUUCCAUUUCUUACAUUGUUGGUCCAUAUUGAAGGAUCAACCAAAAUGGAUGGACCAGCACAUGGGUAACCAAAAUCCUCCACCGAACCCUAUUGCUACCCAAUCAAAUACUAUUGACUUAGAUGGUGGUGAAGACUCAGGUCCAUCAAGUUUUACUUCGAAGAGACCGCUUGGUCGUGAUUCAGCCAAGGAAAAGGCAAAGAAGCAAAGAUCAGAGAACACAUCAUCCACUGAUUCGGAGUACCUAACACGGAUGGGUGAGCUUUCUUUGGAACGGUUAUCUGUGUACAAAUCAGUAGCUUCAACUGAGGAGAAGAAGUUGGAGUUCAUGAAGAAACAGGAGAGGCAGAAACUCAUAUUGGAGAGGAAGAAGCUUAAUCUAGAGAAGAUGAAGAUGGAACGACAAAAGGUGAAGGAGGAGACGGAACAAGAGGUUCUGAUAUUGAGCAUGGAUUUGACAAAAUGUAACCCCCUCCUUCGACAGUACUAUGAGGUGAAACAACAUGAGAUUCUGGCAAGGGUUACUGGAAGCUCGUCGUCAAGCAAGUGAAUGUUCAUGAAGACAUUGCAGUGGUUGAGGAAGUAUUGUUAGUUGUUUUCAAAAACAAGUUUAUUUUCAGCACUUGUGCACUUGACAUUUUUCUGUUGUGUCAUGGUUUGGAGAACAAGUUUAUGUUUCUGCACUUGUCAUUUUCUGAGAAUGGAGAACAAGUUUAUGUUUC
Messenger RNA from Zea mays, 915 nucleotides. RefSeq lists its product as uncharacterized. The transcript has 2 exons. NCBI's taxonomy places the organism in Eukaryota, Viridiplantae, Streptophyta, Magnoliopsida, Poales, Poaceae. Bases 21 to 743 code for a protein of 240 amino acids. The record is from RefSeq and is a predicted model, not a curated record.